GCCGUUGGUCUCAAGGACAGUGUGCCCAGUACUCUCAAUUCUCUAACUGAGGCAGUCAUCUGGGCUAAGGCAGUCAAGGACAGACAUUGGGCACGCGCCGACGCCAUAGGUACGACUCGCCCCGAUCCAGUUCCCUGCAGCAUCUGAUCCUCCUGCCCACCAAGUCAGGCUGGAUUAUCCUACAUACUUCAUCUGCCAGCUGGACAGACCUUCUCUCACUUCAUCAUCCCUCGCUUCUCACAGUCAUCCGCAUCAUAUCAUUCACCUUACUUUUCUAUCAACCUUCAACCUCGCCGCAUCGCGCUUUUCUUCGUCAAUCUGCCUGCAACACUUCGUGUUGAUCACUUCCACACCCUCUGCCUCGAGGCAAUCCUCUCUCAAUCGCUCCUUCAGCCUGACCUCUGAUCUAUUCUUGCGGUCAGCAUGGGGUCGGUCUAUCGUGACCGCUACGACGAUUCGCGAACAUCAGUCUCAUCCGCUCGCCGAGAUGGUGGAUAUACAACAGUCAAGCGGUACGUCGUAAAAGAAGACGACAGCCGUUCUUCCAUCGGUCGGGAUCGUCGGUCAUUUGUUCCUGAUCGUGGGGGAGAGCGAAUAGAAGAGACACGCAUUGUUCGUCGUGAACGUGAGGUCGACGAGCCCGUGCGCGAUGUGCAUCGGGACGAUGCGCGGCUGUCCGAGCGUGAGCUAGUCAUCCGCCGGGAGCGUGACGAUGAACCAAGAAGAGAUCGGGACUACUACGAUAGGGACUACUACAAUGUCCGACGUGAAGAGCCAGCAGAACGAGAACUCGUCAUCCGACGGACCACUGAGCGAGAAGACCCUCGUCGAGACGAUUUGUCAGUGGCAAGAUUUGAUGAUCGAACCCGGGACGUCCGGGUCUCCGAGACUACUCGUUAUCGAGACGAUUUCGAGGUGCUUCCAACCCGUGGUGGCUUUGACGAUAGAGAUCUUCAGAAAUACACCCGCACUGCAGAAUACUUUAGCCCACCGCCUGCACCACCCCAGACGAUUAUCAUCCGCCAGGAACCCAUCAUCAUUCGUGAACACGUCCGAGAUGACGACUAUCAGAUUGUCCGCAAAUCUGAUGUGGAGGAGGAGCGCAGUGUUGUGCGUCGAGAACCACCUCGUGGCGAAGAAGAUUUCUUCUACGAGAAAAAGGUACGAGAGCGUAUCGAUGAGCCGGAUGAUUACUAUGAGCGUCGCACACGCCGAGGUCGUUCGGUGAGUCCGCAUGACUCCGUGUCUCAACGCGGUCGCGACUAUAGUAGUGACGACAGUAUGGUAUAUGUGCGCAAGGAGACUCGUGAGGAUAGCGCUAGCCCUCACCGUCGCAGAAACCUCGCUGCUGGCGUCGUUGCUGGCAUUGGUGCUGCCGAAAUUCUUCGACACCACAAGAAAAAGGAAGGACAGGAUACUUCGCACGGCAUUGGUCGCGUAGGACGUGACGUUGGUGCAGGUGCUUUGGGUGCUUUGGCGGCAGAAGGCAUCGAGCGCUACAGAAGUAAGAGUCGCCGUCGCUCACGAAGCCGUUCCUCUAGCCGCCAUCGCUCGCGCUCUCGCCGUCGACGAAGUCGCUCUCGGUCAGAGUCGCCUUCAAAGCUGAAGACCCUUGGUGCCGUGGGUCUUGGUGCUGCGGCGUUGGCUGCUGCGGCGACUAUUGCCGGAAAGCGUCUUGCAAAAGGCAAGGACGAUGAUGGUGGUCGGCGCAGUCGCUCAAGGAGACGAUCCAGCUCCCGGCGACGAUCUAGAUCUCGCUCAGCCUCCAUUGAAUCUCUGGAAAACGAUCCAGCCGCUCCAGCCACUGACGCGCGCAAUCCUAGGCAUCGUAAUAAGCGAAUCGCGGAAGCCGGUGCUGCUGGGGCUAUUGUAGCAGGACUUAUUGAGCGAGCGAGAAGCAAGUCGAAAGCAAGGGACGGGAGAGAACGCUCUAAGAGCCGUGUCAGACAAGCCCUUCCCGUGGUUGCUGCAGGUCUUGGUAGUGCUGCUCUUGCCGGUCUAUACGAAAAGAAUAAGGCCAAGAAAGAAGCAGAACAGAUCGUCAAAGAGGACCGCCGCGCCCGCUCAAGAUCCAGAAGCAGAGCCAGAUCUGAUGCCUACUAUGAUGGUCCCAGGGAAGGUGCCAUCAGCGAUCCCGGGUUGAUCGAGUACGGCGCCGGUCCAAUGUAUGGUAAUAACUACGGACCCGACUACUAUGGCAGGCCACCACCGCCGGAAGGCUACUAUGGGGCUUCUAAUGCUGUUGUCCCCGCCGCAACAGGUGCUGCCGCUGGUGCAUACGGCGCGCAAAGAGCCAGAAGCAGGUCUCGAAGCCUGAGUCGCGAACGUGGAGGACGGAGAUCUUCUCGCAGCUCUAGCUCUUCGGGCGGUGGACAUCACAGCCGGCGUCGAUCUUCCAGAGACGCAGCUAAAAUGGCUGCUGCCGCAGGAGCAGGCGCAGUCGCUGCUUCCGAGUAUGACAGACGAAAGCAAGAAAAACGUGAGCGUAAAGCUCGGAGACGCCGUGAAGACAGCUAUGGUCAUGAUCCAUACGAGGACAACUACAAUCCAGCUCAGCAAUACCCACCUACACCCCCUCCGCCUGCCAAUGACCCAUAUGCUUCUCAACAAGGUUUCUAUCCUCAGACAAGCCAGUUCCCUCCGCCGCCAGGAGCUGUUCCUCAACAGCAGUAUCCUCCUCAAACCUCGACCCCAGGACCAACGGCCGGAAAUCCAUAUGGGCAAGCCUAUCCACCCCCACCUCCGGGGCCUCCCCCUAACGUCGCUGUGCCUACCUACGAGACAUACGCUUCUGGUGCAAAUCCAUACGCACCACGUGGUCCUGAAAAUGUAUAAAUGGGACGAUUCCGGCUGCACCAUCACCGCCCGUGAAUGUUCAUCCAUCUUCAAAUUUCGUACCAUCAAGCUAUGAGCCUCCUCGUGGAAGCCUUACCCCAACCAAUACAUAUAGCCCUCCAGCGGAACGAUCACCAUCUCCGCCCCGGUCUCGAUCACAACCGCCUCCAGCUAGCAGAAAAAGUGUUCAAUUCGCCGAAGCGCCCCAAGUAGCAACAGUUCCAAACGAGACUGUGAAAGAGUCUGAAGAAAUAGUCCCGGAAAGGCGCCGACAUCGCCACAAACACUCCUAUUCUGGUGGGUACGAGGCUGAGGAUGAUACGGAUUCAACGCCAGACGAACUACGCCGAGGCACUCGAGAGCACUCAUCUCGGCCCCAAGACCCUGAUUCCUCAGAACGUCGACAUCGACGUCGCCGUUCUCAUGAUCCGACAUCGUCUCGCAACGAUUCGAGCAAAAGUUCCAAACGUCCUGAGCUCGAGAGAGUUGUCAGCCCAGCUGAUUCGGAUGCAACGAUUGAACUACCUCCUCGAUUUGACGACAAAGGUCGCAAGAAAGCAGAGUCUGGCGAUGAUCCUUUGGCGGACAAGCUUGACGAGAUCUUGACGGGGAAAGGAGCGGCAGGAAAGGUGUUUGGAAACUUCUUGGACGGACUCUUCGGACCUGAUGGUAGACGAAAGAGUGGGAGAUGAUGGCCAUUGAAUAUGAGAAAAGCAUCGAAACGAUAUAUGGGCGAAAUACAGCCAUCAUGCAACGAAUCUCAUUGAACUUUCUAUGUGGACGUUGGUGGAGUAUUGGAUUGAUUUUUUUAUAACUCUUUACGACUUGAUGAGGGUUAAUGAACAACAAUUGAAUAAUGGACAAUCAUGAUGGACCAUGAAGGGACGAUAUCAGAUAUGUGACGCAUUCCGCCAGCAGGAACUUGAAAUCACUUGGGAUAAGGAUAAGUCCCUUAAAUUUUUCCAUAUACUCACUAGAAGAAUGACAAUCAUGAACGCAAUUUGCGCAACUUUCCAGGAG
Molecule: messenger RNA, 3855 nt
Organism: Exophiala oligosperma
Lineage: Eukaryota; Fungi; Ascomycota; Eurotiomycetes; Chaetothyriales; Herpotrichiellaceae
Exons: 3
Coding region: 424-2835 (803 amino acids)
Source: RefSeq, a predicted model, not a curated record